AUGAAACUUUUCUUCUACACCCGCCCUCUUUUGGCUGCGUUGGCACUUUGUUCUCAAGCAGCCGGGGCCAACAGCACCGACAAUUUGCCAACACUGCCAUUGAGCACCGAUUCCGCGUUCAACUUCAAUCUUCUCAUUGCGCUUAGCGACGCCCUUACGGGAGGGUCGGAUAUCGCUCCUGUCCUGGCCGCUGCUAAAGACCUCAAAGCCGGGGAUAUGGCUUCUUUCAGCGAGCGGUUCUACAAGCUCGCAAACCACACCAAGGCCCAGGCUGAGAGCCCACAAAACGCUGGCGACCCUAUCAAUGUUCGAGACACUUGGUUCUCUGCCUCGCAGUAUUUCCGUCGAGCCGACUUCUACCUGCAUGGCAACUGGAGCAACCCGCUUAUAAAUAGCCUAUGGACAGAGCAAACCGCAGCAUUCAACAAAGCAAUUGCUGCCUUACCUAUUCCUGGUCAGCGCGUUCGUAUUCCAGCUAUAGAGGGCAAUUUCACCAUUGAGGCUAUCUGGUACGCCGCAUCUGAGAGUAAAGACCGCAAACUGCCAACGUUGGUUAUUGGGAAUGGCUUUGAUGCUGCGCAAGAGGAUUCCUACCACUACUUCGUGGCGACGGCCCUGGCUCGGGGGUGGAAUUGUAUAACUUAUGAAGGCCCAGGCCAUCCUACUAUUCGCCGAGAGCAGGAUAUUGGGUAUAUUCCGGAGUGGGAGCACGUUGUUACCCCUGUAGUAGACUAUGUUCUCUCGGAAAAGUCGGACGUUGUGGAUAAAGACCGGCUUGCACUUAUCGGUAACUCUUGGGGCGGGUUCCUGGCUGCCCGCGCAGCAGCGUUUGAGCCCCGACUUUCCGCGGCGAUUCUCAUCGACGGUGUCUGGGACACUUAUGCUGGGUUCUCGACGAUGCUGCCCCCUGAUCUGAUGGCCAUGUAUGAGGCCGGCAACUACACGCAAUUCGACCAGGAGGUCCUUUCGCAGCGCGAGGCCGGGAAACUCGCCACCGAUUCGGCCUGGGCCCUGGAUUAUGGCCUGUGGGCGUUCCACACACACCUGCCCUCUAGCCUUUUCAACCAGAGCAAGGAGUAUGAACUGAAAGAUGUUGUGGAUAAGAUCAAUAUGCCCGUUUUCGUUGGCGAUGCUGAGUUUGAGACCACUUGGAUAGGGCAGCCGAAGCAGGUAGCAGAUGCUCUAGGCGAUAAGGCUACUCUGCACCGUUUUACUGGGGCUGCUGGCUAUCAUUGCCAAACUGGAGCUUACCAGGAGCUGACGAGGGCCAUUUUUGCCUGGCUGAAUAAGACUCUGGGCAAAGUGGAAGACAAGUCCUGA
Molecule: messenger RNA, 1320 nt
Organism: Ilyonectria robusta
Lineage: Eukaryota; Fungi; Ascomycota; Sordariomycetes; Hypocreales; Nectriaceae
Product: Alpha/Beta hydrolase protein
Exons: 1
Coding region: 1-1320 (439 amino acids)
Source: RefSeq, a predicted model, not a curated record